Anguilla rostrata (American eel) is the source of this 1827-nucleotide messenger RNA. RefSeq lists its product as uncharacterized. The record is from RefSeq and is a predicted model, not a curated record. The transcript has 3 exons. NCBI's taxonomy places the organism in Eukaryota, Metazoa, Chordata, Actinopteri, Anguilliformes, Anguillidae. The coding region runs from base 388 to 732 and encodes 114 amino acids.
ACACAGAGGCAUCAUACAGCUUGUUCCUUCAUCACACUCUGUCUACCUCUCUCUGUGUCUCCCUCCCUCUUCUCACACACCAGCGAUUUCUCUCUCCCUUUUCUCUCUCAAUCUCACACACAAACAUACAUACGCAUAUACUCUCACACACCUCUCUUUUUCACUUUCUCUCACAAACAUACGUUAGUACACACCCUCUCUUGCUCAGUGUGAUCUGUUAACAUGAUAGAGAAGUGUUCCCCACACACUAGGAAAAGCAUGAUUUCAAAAUGAAAAUGAGAAGACCUUGAAGGCAGAAAACGACAAAUGUUCUUCUGAGGAAUGAGAACAUCAGUCACCCAUUUUUAAAUUGUGUCUUGGGUGAAUUGGCCUUAAACUAAUAACAUAAUGGACCUCUCGUUUAUGGCUGCGCAGGUUUUGAGACAUACCCAGAAGGUUCCCUGCAACGCAUGCAGUCGGCAGCUGCUCUCCAACCAGGAUAUCAGUCAGUUCAGUUUAUUUUCAAUCCCUGUCAUGACGGGAGCAUUCAUGGACUCCCCCAACGACGACUACAGCACUGACCAUUCGCUCUUCAACUCCUCAGCCAGUGUCCAUGCAGCUGCAAUCAUAGCCCACGGGCAACAGGAGGAGCCACAGCCCAUGUCUCGGGAUGCAAUCUGGCUGUGGGUCGCCAUCAUUGCCACCAUCGGCAACAUUGUGGUAGUGGGCGUGGUCUAUGCCUUCACCUUCUGAUUUGUCCCUGAAAUGCCCAGACUGCAGGGGCUGGGGGACAGGGGUUUCAGGGCCAGCAUGGAUGACCAGAUUCUAAUCUCCUGUUUUACAUUCCUCACUUAAUGCACAGAAUCUCUUUAUUUGGUUAUUUUUUUAAAGGAUUGCUAUUGUCAUAUACAUCUAACAAUGAAUAGUGAUAUUCUCAAUUCAUAGUUAUUUUCACAGAGAUAUAUUUUUUUAAUCAUGAUCCCUUUUAUUUGGCAGGGGCACAGACAUGAAACGGAAAUGAGGAAUUUGGCUUGUAAGAAUGCUCGGACUGGAAAGGGUUAAUGUACAGAAUGUCAGUUGGUUUUUAAAGGUUUUGGUACUGUCAUAUACAUAUAACAAUCAGUAGUGAUAUUCCCAAUUCAUAAUGAAGAAAGGCAGUACAAUUAAAUUACCAGAAUUUAUUUUCAGUAUGUGUGCAUAGUCACAUGUACACAAACACACACAUAAAUAAAUUCAAACACAAAAAAUGUACACUGCCUACCUGUAAUAUUUAUUUUGCUUAAAGUAAAUAUUCUAUGUAAUUCUGUAAAGACAUAUUAAAUUAUAUUAAAGAGCUUUAAAUGGAUAGUAGACAAUAUUAGUACAGCACUCCAACAUUAUUUACAGUACUCUGCAACACCUUUUCAGUUCAUUUCAAAGUUGCCUUCAAAUGAGUCCUUGGCAAGUAUAACAGAAUCAAAAAUAUGUAAUUCAAUACAUUUUGUUGUGACUGCAGUGUUCAUCAGUACAGGGUGUUUUAUUUUUAUUUUUAUUAGGACAAUAACAGAAAAAACUAUUUUUCUUGAAUAUUCAUAAUGGUUAUUUUUUUCACAACAGGAAAUUCCUUCUAAAUAUGGUUCCCCUCACUGCAAUCUUCCACUUCUUUAUCUAUUUCUCAUAAAAUGAGCCGAGUGGUGACGUGACAAUCUUUUUCAGUAUAUUUACUUUUCCAUGUUGCAAGAUGUAGGCAUCAUGGUUUUUAUAUUUUCAAAUAUUCACGUGUGACUGCAUUUUCAUUUUGACCACCCACCUUUAAAAUAAGCUUUUAUCAUAACUGACUGUGCUUUUAGCCUCAUAAAAUGAGACCAA